Pisolithus orientalis is the source of this 895-nucleotide messenger RNA. RefSeq lists its product as uncharacterized. The annotation marks the transcript as partial. The transcript is spliced from 4 exons. The record is from RefSeq and is a predicted model, not a curated record. NCBI's taxonomy places the organism in Eukaryota, Fungi, Basidiomycota, Agaricomycetes, Boletales, Pisolithaceae.
GAACUCGCCGUCAUCAACGUCGAGGAUGAACCCUUCGCUUCGACGAUCCUCAACAUGUUUGUCGUCAAUCCUGAAUAGGUGGGCUAGAAUACAGAGCGAACCAUGCUGGACGGCUGCCGUGUGGAUGAGUCACCGACAGUUUUCGUCCAGUCCGUGUAAACGGGCAAAGCAGCAGGACCACUAUGCAAUUCUUUCGGUUCCUAGAACUGCUACAAAGGCUCAGAUAAAGACAAGGUUCUAUCAGCUGAGCAAAAUGUAUCAUCCAGAUGUUGCCGGAGACACUGCUUCAGGAAGCAAGUUUCAAGCUGUAAGCGAGGCCUACUCCAUCUUGAGUGACGAUCGAAAACGACGGGAGUACGAUCGAAGUUUAGGCUCCUCUUCGUCUACAUUUGGAUCACAUCAUCCACAAGCAACGACGACCCGACCUUCACAACAGCGUGGUUCACGGAGCUUCUGGGUACAACAGCAUUGGCGAUCUAGAGCCCAUGGGACACAUGAACGACAUCCAUCAUCGUCUGGAGCGCACCAGCAGCCGAAGUCCGGUCAGGAUCGCAGUACUCCCAAUCCGUUCCAUAGUCCGCAUGUGCAACGUGCCACAGGGUGGAAAGCUACCGAAUCAAGUUCGAGGACGUCAUCACAUGGCCAUUAUAGUGGCACCGGGUUGGGUAGCGUGCCUCUAGAUGAGCCUCCAGGAGGACAUAGUGGGUUGUAUGGUGCAAAUGCGAGUUUGGACAGGGAUCGGGUCAGAGCAGGACCCCCUGGGCCGAGUCAUGCUGGGGCAAUGGAUGUACUUGCGAGGCUCGGUGGCCUUGUGACACUGUGUUCGUUUGUAUUGUACGUCGCUGGAGUGUUGAGCGACCGUAAUUAAAGGACUUGUCUGCAAAUUAUUCCUAGA